AUGGAUUUACCUGAACGCGAAAAAUGGUCUGGAAAUAUGGAUUUUCUAUUUUCAUGUAUUGGCUUCGCUAUUGGUCUUGGAAAUGUUUGGCGAUUUCCAUAUUUAUGUUAUAAACAUGGAGGAGGUGCCUUUUUAAUUCCAUAUUAUAUAACGUUAAUCUGUGGUGGUAUACCGUUAUUCUUUUUGGAAAUAGCACUUGGACAGUAUUCAAGUUUGGGAGGAUUAACAAUUUGGAAAAUGUGUCCAAUAUUUAAAGGUAUCGGUUACGGAGGUGUAAUUAUUUCAUUUUGGCUCAAUUGUUACUAUAUUGUCGUGUUAGCAUGGGCUCUCUACUAUAUCUAUAAUUCAUUUACAAAAACAUUACCAUGGUCACAAUGUGGAAAUUGGUGGAAUACUGAUCAGUGUCGAACUAUCAGCGAUAUGCGCAAUUAUACACAAUAUUUAACUACCUGUUCUUCUCAAAAUAAUUCAAAUUUAACAUGUUAUUACAAUAUUACAGAACAAUUACAACAAUUUUCGAGUCCCGUAAAAGAAUUUUGGGAACGCAAUACGCUUCAAAUCACAGAUGAUAUAAGCAAAAUUGGUACUUUGCGUAUCCCUUUAGUUAUUACAUUGGCAAUCGCAUGGAUUGCAUGUUAUUUUUGUAUUUGGAAAGGUAUUAAAUGGACGGGAAAGAUCGUUUAUUUUACAUCAAUGUUUCCUUAUGUGGUAUUGUUUAUCUUGUUGGUUCGUGGUUUACUAUUAGAUGGAGCAAUGGAUGGUGUCAAAUAUUUAUUUAUUCCUGAUUUAUCCAAAUUGAAAAAUUCACAACUUUGGAUAGAUGCAGCCACACAAAUAUUUUUUUCCUAUGGUCUUGGAUUAGGUGCUCUCAUUGCACUGGGUAGCUAUAAUACCUAUCAUAAAAAUUGUUAUAGAGAUACACUAAUAUUGACUGUAUUUAAUGAAGGAACAUGUUUGAUUAGUGGUUUUGUAGUAUUUUCCGUUCUUGGAUUUAUGGCAAAAAUAGAAGGAAAACCUAUGAGUGAUGUCGCUGAUUCAGGUUCACAAUUAUUAUAUUAA
This is a messenger RNA of Didymodactylos carnosus, 1059 nucleotides long. The record is from the annotation of a GenBank genome assembly. NCBI's taxonomy places the organism in Eukaryota, Metazoa, Rotifera, Eurotatoria, Philodinida, Philodinidae.